AUGGCCCCUACAGCUCGCCCGAGUGAACGGGCUACCGUGGACAAGCUGCAGCACGCGGGUGACCUGUGGCUGCUCAACGCGGACGACGCCUCCACCCUCAUGGACGCCGUCAUUGAGUCCUUCCGCAUCCAGGACCAGCACGUGCACCACCGCCUGUACGUCUGCUCCACCGCCCAGCCCGGCCGCAUGAUCCGCAGCCCCAGCCAGAAGACCACCGUGGUCAACGUCACCCCGGGCAGCGAGCGCCUUGCCGCCUCGGGCCUCAAGGUGACCCAUGUGGUGAGCCAGUCUGACGUCAUCAAGCUGCUCUGGAACAACCGCGCCGUGUUCGGCCCCGUGCUGUCGUCCACCGUCGAGUCCCUCGAGAUGGACGACGGCGCCGCGCUGACCGUGCCGGCCACGCUGCCGGCGCUGGAGGCGUUUGGCUUCAUGGCGCGCGACCACAAGAGCAGCCUGGGCCUCACGGACGGCGGGAAGCUGGUGGCCAACCUGUCGGUGUCGGACAUCAGGGGCCUCACCCCCGAGGAGUUCCCCCUGCUGCUGCUGCCGGCCGGCGAGUUCGUGGCGGUGCGCAACGGCGUCGCUGGCGUGACGAAGGAGCAGGCGCUGGCCGGCAAGCGCGUGGAGGGCGCGGAGGAGGGCAAGUACGGCGUGCUGUUUGAGAAGGCGCCGGUUGUGACCGUCAAGGAGAGCUCCACCUUCGAGGAGGUCCUGGGCACCCUGGUGACCAAGGGGCUGCACCGCCUGUACAUCGUGGACGACAACGGCGCCGCGAUCUCCAUCAUCACGCUGACAGACGUGCUGCGCCUCGUCACCAGGCCGUGA
Messenger RNA from Monoraphidium neglectum, 825 nucleotides. RefSeq lists its product as hypothetical. Bases 1 to 825 code for a protein of 274 amino acids. Lineage: Eukaryota; Viridiplantae; Chlorophyta; Chlorophyceae; Sphaeropleales; Selenastraceae. The record is from RefSeq and is a predicted model, not a curated record. The transcript is spliced from 7 exons.